AAGCUGGCAAGAUGGCGCUGGGAAGGCAGUGAGAUGAGAAAGGGUGGCGAAUCGAGGACGCUCCUUCCCGUGUAAAAAGUGUGUGCAGGUGUAGGAAGAGAAGGUGGAAAUGGAACUGCCAAAUCAUGCCAAACAGUUGAUGCUGCAGCUCAACCAACAGAGGGCUAAGGGUUUCCUGUGUGACGUGAUCAUCGUAGUGGAGAAUGCCCUCUUCCGGGCACACAAGAACAUCCUGGCUGCCAGCAGCAUCUACUUCAAAUCCCUCGUGCUCCACGACAACCUCAUCAACCUGGACACAGAGAUGGUUAACCCGUCCAUUUUCCGUCAGAUACUGGACUUUAUCUACACGGGCAAGCUUCUGUCCACCGACCAGGCCAGCGAGCAGAACUUCAAUGCCCUCUUGACAGCAGCAAGCUACCUCCAACUGCACGACCUGGCGGCCUUGUGCAGGAAGAAGCUGAAACGCAGCGGAAAGGCCUUGCCCAGCAAGCUGUCCUCUCCGUGUGUCAACCGGCUUGUCCGAAGCCAGCGCCUCUCCUCUACCCCUGUUGCCCAAAACUGCUUUUCUGGUUCGGUGGAGUGCGGGAAGAAGCCAGCAGAUGAAUCGCUGAAGGACAAGCUGUCGGAUGACGAGCUCUUCAUUGGUGGACCCCUCCACAAGGGCUCCGUCAACUCCCUCCAGUGCUCAGCAGGACAAAAUGGCAGCAACGGCAAUAUCAGUAGCGGAAGUGCUGGUGACCAGGAGCUGGGCCUCGACCUCUCUAAGAAGAGCCCGUCUGCGAGCACCGCCACCGAGGAGGUGAGCCCCAACAGUAACUCCCAGGAAUCUCCACAAUCUGCCUCAGUCUCCACAACCAACAGUGCCUCAUUUGAAGACUCUGCCAUCAACCCCCAGAGCCUGGAUGGCGGGGAGCCUAUGGAUGUGGGUGGGGGCACCGGGGGUGGCGGCAAGGAAAGCCAGCCGCUGCCGGAGCCGGUCCAAACGCGCAAGAGCUCCCGCCAGGUCGCCCGCAAGAAAGAGUGGCCAAAGAGGGAGGUGGGCAGCAAGGGUGAAGAGCGGGCCGUGCCCAACGGCGUUAUUGUGGCACCUCGAACGGGGGAGCACCACUUGAGCGGCCGCGGCAGCAGUGCCGGCGGUGGUGGGGGAAGCAGCAGCAGCUUCGCGUCCGACCACUCUUUCCAGUGCAAGGAGGAAGAAGACGUGGAGAACGGCCACAGCGAGGACAGCGGCCAGAGUGACGGCGAGAGCAGCCACCCCAGCGCCAACUACGUGUACCGGCAAGAGGGCUUUGAGGCGGCCUUUGGGGACAACCUCUACGUGUGCAUCCCCUGCGGCAAGGGCUUCCCAAGUUCGGAGCAGCUCAAUGCCCACGUAGAGAGCCACACGGAGGAGGAGCUCUACAUCAAGGAGGAGGGCACCUACGUCAAGGAGGAGGACGGCGAGGAGGCCGAGGACCUGUCUGCGACGGUGGCGCCUGCCAGCUUCGGCUCCGAGUCUCGGCCCUUCAAGUGUACCGUCUGCACCAAGAGCUACAAGGACCCGGCGACCCUGCGGCAGCACGAGAAGACCCACUGGCUAAGCCGGCCCUUCCCUUGCAACAUUUGCGGCAAGAUGUUCACGCAGCGCGGCACCAUGACGCGCCACAUGCGCAGCCACCUCGGCCUCAAGCCCUUCGCCUGCGAAGAGUGCGGCAUGCGCUUCACGCGCCAGUACCGCCUGACGGAGCACAUGCGGGUCCACUCGGGCGAGAAGCCCUACGAAUGUCAGCUCUGCGGGGGCAAGUUCACCCAGCAGCGCAACCUCAUCAGCCACCUGCGAAUGCACACCUCUCCCACAUAGAAGCCAAAGACCGCACUGUCCCGGCUUGACGCCCGUGCGCGCCGCGCGCAGCCCGCCUGUCCGCGCACGCUUUGUUGCGCGUGGUUGCAUGUGCGCCGUCUAGCCUGUGGUCAGACUGCGGCAGCCGUCAGCGUCGCCUCGAAGCGAACCGCGGUGCAAGAUGCUCUCCUCAGAAGCAACCGGGUGUUCUCGAAACAACAUGCUGUGAUUGCGACCGGGGCCCCUCCGCUGCCCCGGAGCCACCGGAAGCCAACUCAUCUUCACCUCCGUGGUCUUUUGCGUUCUUUCGUUUACUCACAUUCCUGUCACGCCGGGCAAAAAUGCUGAACUUGUGUUGCCCUCGUGGUGGUGCGUGAAAUCCUGGUUGAGGCUCCCCGUGGUCCCCGUAUCACUUGUGUUCAAGCGGACACGCAGGCAAUAAUUUCGUAGCGGCUGUGCGCCCCGGCCCCGGCGUAGAAACUACGCACGAGGUGCCCAAACGCCUGCGGUGUGGGGCAAAUCCAGGGUAUUGCGCUGGGAGCUUGGUGUGGUGUGCUGCUGCGCUGUGGUCGAGGUGGUUCUCGUAGUAUCGCCAACGCACGCUUCCUGCUUGCUGUCCUUCGACGUCUCUCGUACAAGUGAGACGGGGUUCCGGGGAGCUUUUCGAUUUGCAUUAAUCUGUUUUUCAAGGGUUGUUUUCCCUUCGAAGAAAAGCAAAUAUUAGAGGUACUGAAUUUAUUGGGGAUCAGGUGUGUGGGGGGGGUUAAUGUAAUGUUUAUUUGAAUGUCUGAUCUGGAAGUUUAUGGGUUGUUUGUCCUUGUUGGGCUCUGCGGGGGAGGGGAGGGGAGGGGGCGAGGGGGCUUUUGUCGGUGUAGGACAGACCUUUUGUAGGUACAUGUGUUUAAGUUUCGUGUCUGCGCAUAGCUUUCCUCCCGUUACACAAAAACGGCACGUCUGUCGGAGCAGACCUGCAGUCUCACUACCUCUUAAUUAUUCUUAAGAACAAUACAUUGCUUAGUGGAAGUUCAUAAAUGUAAUUAAUUGUAUAAAGUGUGUAGAAUACAGUAACUUUUAACCUGAUGCUUUAACCUGCCCAUCUCUCAACAAAGGUUUUUAAUGCUUGAUUCUGUGAGGUUAAUUUCUCGAGGACUUUCUUGACCAGAGAGAGCUUCUGGGGGUGCUGCCCUCCCUCGCUCAAAAUGUACUGUACUUUCCUUGCCUGGAGCAAAUGUUUGACAGUAGGUUAGAUGUGCUAAAGUGUGUCCCAAAGAGCUGAUGAAUGUUAAGGAGGAAAGAGCUAACUAACAAGCUUUGCUAGAGAAGUUCAUAACCAAAGUUGAAAAGAGAUGUGCUUAAAUAUAUAGCAGACUAAAUUAUUUCUUUCUUAAUUUUUUUUCCUUGUAAAAAGCAGAUUGUGAUUUUAUUCUAGGUUUAGAUUUAAAAAAAAAAAAAAAAAAAAAAAAAAAAGGAACUUCAGUUAUGGGAUGGUGUUGGAAUCCUGACCAGUGACUAUUUAUAACCAAGGACAGUUUUUGUGGUUUGCAAGUAAAACUUCUGCUGAUUGGUGGGCUGGUAAUACUGUAAACGCUCACAUAUGUAGAUGUUUACAGUGUUCCCUCAACUAUCUUUUGUUCCCAGGUCCUCCUAACUUUACCUGUUUUUAUCUGGAUUUUAAGACAUUUAUUUUGACUUCAGACCAAAAAAGUUUCAAAUUAUAAUCAGAUUUUGCAAGUGAAGUUAUGUUUUCUUGUUAGCUUUGGGCCGGACUUGUGGACGUUCUCUUGCAGGACAGAGGACGGGUCAGGGAUGCGCUGGACUGCUUGCUAAUGUGGUCUUGUCAUCAAUGUGCUCUUGACUGCUGUGACGUGACGUGACGUGGCGUAUCGUGAGCGCCAGCGCUGGGGGUCGCUCCUCUUUGCUGCCGCCGCUCUCAGUGUGUACGCAAACGUAGGGAACCUGCACGCUCAGCUGCGAGAAAUGACUUUGCAAGACAAACAUUUGGCAGGUAUCUCACGGCGCGCGUGCUGACCGGUACCUAUGAAAAGCUGCGUCCGCUCUCUUAUUCCCCGUCGCGUCGUGUGGAGGGACGAGUCUUUGGUACUGGCAUUCCAACAUGUUUGUGGGUGUGUGGUGUUUUUUUUUUUUUUUUU
Scleropages formosus (Asian bonytongue) is the source of this 3969-nucleotide messenger RNA. RefSeq names its product hypermethylated in cancer 2 (gene hic2). NCBI's taxonomy places the organism in Eukaryota, Metazoa, Chordata, Actinopteri, Osteoglossiformes, Osteoglossidae. Gene Ontology annotation, cellular component: nucleus. Gene Ontology annotation, biological process: regulation of transcription by RNA polymerase II. The coding region runs from base 110 to 1840 and encodes 576 amino acids. The transcript has 2 exons. The record is from RefSeq and is a predicted model, not a curated record. Gene Ontology annotation, molecular function: protein binding; DNA-binding transcription factor activity, RNA polymerase II-specific.